Molecule: messenger RNA, 1539 nt
Organism: Danio rerio (zebrafish)
Lineage: Eukaryota; Metazoa; Chordata; Actinopteri; Cypriniformes; Danionidae
Gene: pptc7a
Product: protein phosphatase targeting COQ7 a
Cellular component (GO): mitochondrial matrix
Molecular function (GO): protein serine/threonine phosphatase activity
Source: RefSeq, marked provisional
ACGGACGAGCACGCGAGCGAGCGAGAGCGCGCAGCAAUGGAGCUCAUCGCGAGGAGAAAGAGUUUAACAACAAAACCCGGAUCGACUUGGAUAUUCUGAAUAAGCGCGUUACACAUAUUUGCGCUAUGGACAGCUGAAUGUGACUGCUGCGUUAGGAAGGCCAGGAUUUGGAAACUUUACGCUUAUUGUAACGUCGUUUGACACCGUGGAUGCUGUUGUUGUGACACCUCCAGACGUCAUCUAGAGCCGUGGAUUUGUUGUUGGUGGUGUGGUGGUUUAUUUAACCCACACUACCCCUGCUGCAGGGUCCAGGGGUGAUGUUGUCCGUUCUCUCGUACGGUCGACUGGUGGCCCGGGCGGUCAUCGGCGGACUCUCGCAAACCGACAGCCGCGAUUACAGCCUGGUGUCGGCCAGCUUCGGUUUCGGGAAGGAUUUUCGCAAAGGGAUCUUGAAGAAAGGGAUGUGCUACGGAGACGACGCAUGCUUUAUAGCCCGGCACCGGUCUGCUGAUGUGUUGGGUGUGGCUGAUGGAGUAGGUGGCUGGCGGGACUAUGGGGUUGACCCAUCUCAGUUCUCUGGGACACUUAUGAGGACGUGCGAGCGAUUGGUUAAAGAGGGGAGAUUUGUGCCAAGCAACCCAGUGGGAAUCCUCACAACCAGCUACUAUGAGCUACUGCAGAACAAAGUACCACUAUUAGGAAGCAGUACAGCAUGUAUCGUGGUACUAGACAGACAGAGUCACCGGCUCCACACAGCCAACCUGGGAGACUCAGGAUUUCUGGUGGUUCGAGGCGGAGAGGUGGUGCACAGAUCUGAUGAACAGCAGCAUUACUUCAACACGCCUUUCCAGCUGUCCAUCGCUCCUCCUGAAGCAGAGGGCUCUGUGCUCAGUGACAGCCCUGACGCUGCAGAUAGCUCAUCCUUCGAUGUGCAGUUGGGUGACAUUAUCCUCACAGCUACAGAUGGUCUCUUUGACAACAUGCCAGACUACAUGAUUUUACAAGAACUCAAAAAGCUUAAGAACACCAACUAUGAAAGCAUCCAGCAAACAGCCAAGAGUAUUGCUGAACAGGCCCAUGUUCUAGCAUACGACCCCAAUUACAUGUCUCCUUUUGCACAGUUUGCCUGCGAUAAUGGCUUGAAUGUCAGAGGAGGAAAGCCAGAUGACAUCACCGUUCUGCUGUCAAUCGUAGCGGAGUACACAGACUGACGCCUGCGAGGGCUGCAAAAAGCCUCUCUUGUUGUCUUCCUCUCAGUCACAGGACUGGCGGCUGUUUCCUGCUGGCAGGAUCGAGGGUUGUUUGAGUUUGGCUUUUCUGGCAGGGACUCGGAGCCCACAUCUGUUUCCUUGGGUUCCUCAGCCUUACUAGACCGUACUUUCACACGAUGUCGACGUCUGCAACUAAAAGACCACCUUCAAUGCGGACUGAGUUGUGCUUGACAAGGGCUUCAACGGGUGUCCAACACUUCUCCAGUACGUCUGUAAGAAUGUUCCUGUUGUUCCGUGAUGAAUUGAUGGUGUCGAAAGAAGCCAAAAA